AUGACCAGGGUAAUAGCCUCACAUAUCGGAUGCCGGAUACAGUGUGACCAAAGCCUUCCUUCUGAAAGCGGGCCAGCACGAGCUAUUCCAGUUAGUCUGGUUAGAGAAAACCUUCUGUCUGUCUACAAAAUUUGUCUCAUCUCUAUCUAUAUCCCAUCACAGCUACUACGGUACCAGAAUCAGACUGUGAAUUUUAUUUGCUAUGUAUUUACCCAGAAUUACCAAAAGGCUUCCUCCACACACCGUAGUGAUUCUUCCAAGUUUGAAAGAAGAAAUGCUGGUCUAGACAUUAUUGCUGUAGAGGUUGCAGGUUUCUGCAAGGCUUUUGGAAAUGCAAAAACAGCGCAUAAUAACAACUCGAGUCGCUUUGGCAAAUUUAUUCAAGUGAAUUAUCAGGAGACUGGCACCGUCCGAGGAGCUUACGUUGAAAAAUACCUCCUGGAAAAAUCAAGACUCGUCUAUCAGGAGCACAAUGAACGGAACUACCAUGUAUUUUAUUACCUCCUGGCAGGAGCGAGUGAGGAAGAGAGAUCAGCGUUUCAUCUGAAGCAGCCUGAGGAAUAUCAUUACCUCAACCAGGACUGUUUUUCCGUGGAAGGGGAAGACUUGAAGCAUGACUUUGAGCGGUUACAACUGGCCAUGGAGAUGGUGGGGUUUCUUCCCAAGACUCGCAGACAAAUUUUCUCUCUCUUGUCGGCGAUACUACACCUGGGUAACAUCCGUUAUAAAAAGAAGACUUACCGGGAUGACUCCAUCGACAUUUGUAACCCUGAAAUACUACCUAUUGUGUCAGACCUGCUAGAG
This is a messenger RNA of Antrostomus carolinensis (chuck-will's-widow), 804 nucleotides long. RefSeq names its product unconventional myosin-IXa-like. Gene Ontology annotation, biological process: intracellular signal transduction; establishment of epithelial cell apical/basal polarity. Gene Ontology annotation, cellular component: axonal growth cone; myosin complex; actin filament. The transcript has 7 exons. The annotation marks the transcript as partial. Gene Ontology annotation, molecular function: actin filament binding; microfilament motor activity; GTPase activator activity. Lineage: Eukaryota; Metazoa; Chordata; Aves; Caprimulgiformes; Caprimulgidae. The record is from RefSeq and is a predicted model, not a curated record.